Molecule: messenger RNA, 2712 nt
Organism: Paramecium pentaurelia
Lineage: Eukaryota; Ciliophora; Oligohymenophorea; Peniculida; Parameciidae
Source: the annotation of a GenBank genome assembly
AUGUGUUCAGAAUGUCAAUUUGAGCAUUAAAAGUAGACUUCUGGAGAUUAAAUCGUACCCAUAAAUAUUCUAAUAAAAAUGAUGGAAGAAAAAAUAUAACAGUAUCAUUUAAAUGAUCACAAUUAUAUCAUGAAUAAAGAGAAAAAUUUUUUCACUAAAAUAGAAGAAAUCAAAUAAGGAUUGGACUUAAUUUUAAGAAAUUCUUCAAUUCUUAUUGAAGAAAUAAAAAAAGAAGAUAAUUGGUAUCUUGAUUUAUUAUAAUAAAACCCUUUGGAAUGCACUCAAGAAAAUAUUAAUAAUAUUGCUUAUAUUUUUUAUAAUAGUAAAGAAUUAUAAAGACGACAAAAUUAAAAGGACUUAAUAGUUAAAAUAUAUGAAUCAAAAUUAAAUUUAGUUUGCAAAUAUUUCAAAAGACUAAUGGUUAUUCUAGGAGAUUAAAUCUAUCAAAAUAAAAAACAAGCUUUUGAGUAAUUUUUAUGAAAAAUAAUUUAGCAAUAAAAUACUUUAAGGACCGCUUUUAUUAGGCUUGAAACAUGGGGAGUAUUUCUAAGUAAAUGAACGUAGUUUAAAUUAAGUAACAAAUUAAAUUAUAAUUUAAGAUAGGUGCUAUGAAAUUUGAUGAAAAAGCUGGUCUGUGGAAAGAUGAAGGAAAAUAAUUGUUCAGAAGUAUUUAGAAUCUGAAAUGGCUAUUUUAAACAACAUAGUUUUAGUAUGAAAUAAAAUCAUAAGGAUAAAUUAUAUACCUAAAGGAUGGAACUAUUCUUGGAGAGUAUUUUUUUAUUAUAUUUCUAAUUUAGAGAAAAUAGAGACAAAAUGGUACCUUCACUUAAUAAUGUUUUUAUUAAUAGAAAUUUGGAACAAGUAAAACACCUUUCUUGGAUAGGAUAAUAUAAAUAAAAUUAUUAGAAGUAAGGAAAGUGGAUUCCUAUAUGGAGAGGUGAAAAUCUAGAAGCAGGAGGAACCUAUAAUGUUGAAGGAAUAAAGGAAGGAUAAUGGAAAGAAUUAUCUUCAAAUUAUUGCGAGUUUUAUUGUUCAAGUAUUUAGUUUUUGCAAAGUUUUCUAUGUUGGUGAAUAUAUAAAAGGAAAGAAAGUUGGAAAAUGGAAUAUUAAUUUUGAAGAAUAAAUUAUGUAUGUAAGAUUUAUAAAAAUAGAGAAGGAGGAUUUUAUAAUUAAAUUGAAAUGAAAUAAGGAAAAUGGACAGAGUUAGGUGAUAGUUUUUGGAAGUAAAUUAAAAAAAAAAUGAAUUUAGUCAGAGCCAAAUUUUCUUUAUUGGAGAGUAUAAAAAAGGAUUGAAAGUUGGAAAUUGGAAUAUAAAUUAUAGAUAUCAUAAACUAUAUGAUUAGAAAAGAAUGUACAUGAUCAUAUUCAACCUUAAAUAGUGGAGGAGGAUAUUUCAGUUAAAAUGGUGAAAAAACAGGGGAAUGGAUUGAGUUACAUCCUAAUUUUUUUGUAUCAAAAAUUAGUUCUUGUUAAGUAACUUUUCAUGGAACCUAUUAAAAUGGGAUUAAAAUAGGAGAGUGGUUGGCUAUAUUUUAAGAAUUCUCAAAUUCUGAAGAAAGAAUAAUGUAUCCUUUUAAUAAACCUAUUUAGUGGAAGAGGAUUUUACAAUAAAAAUGGAUUAAAAAUUGGAAAAUGGAUUGAUGUAGUUGACAAAUUUUGGAUGUAUAUAAAGUUAUUUAUAAAGCUUUUGCUAAGUAACUGAAGUUGGAGAAUAUAAUGAAGGAAGAAGAAUCAAGAAUUGGGAAAUAUAGACAUCAAAAUUCAAAAAUGAAAACAAUUCAAAAAUGUAAUAAUCUUUAAAAAUAAUUAUAGUGGAGGAGGUUCUUAUCAAGAGGAUGCAGGUCUUAAAAUAGGAUAAUGGAGCGAAUUACACGAAAAUUUCUUUGAGUAUAAAAAUAGUUAAUUAGAGAAAUUGUGAUGUAAUAUAUUCUGGAGAGUACAAAAACGGAAUAAGGGUUGGAAAAUGGAUAAUCAAAUAGAAACAGAAAAAUUUAGAAAAAUACAAAAAAAUGUAUAAAAGUAUUCAUAUGAUCAGAGGAGGAGGCACUUACAAUUAGGAUGGAUAAAAAGUUGGAAAAUGGAUUGAUUUGUUUGAAAAUUUUUCUGAGUACUCUAUUAAAUAAUCUAGUGAAUACUAAGUCUUUUUUAUAGGGGAAUAUUAAAUGGGAAGAAAAAUAGGUAGAUGGAACAUAUCAGUUGUAUAAUUGAAUAAUACUCAUUUAGAAAAUUAGUAUUUCAUAUCAUAAUUUUUAAAGUGGAGGAGGAUUUUACAAUGAGAGAGGUUUAAAAGUUGGAACUUGGGUGGAAUUGCAUGAAACGAAUUGUGCCAACCGUUAUUCUGAAAACUCUUUCAAUAUCAUUUAUGCGGGAGUAUAUCAAGAAGGUAAAAAAAUUGGAAGAUGGGAUACAAAAUAUAGAGAAGAAGAAUAGGAUUGUUUUUAAUUAAUGUAAGGAAAAUCAUAAACGAUAGAGGAGGCGGUUGUUAUAAUUAAAAUGGAAUAAAAAUAGGGAAGUGGAUUGAGCUAAAUUUUGAUUUUAAAGAUAAAUAAGGCAGAAAUUGGGUUUUAGAGGGUGAAUAUGAAUUAGGAGUAAGAAAAGGACCAUUUGCAAAGAGAAAUUGCUUAAUCAAAAAUGAUUGAUUGUUAAGAAAUUUACUUAUUUCUAAAUUUAUAAUUGAUCUAACCUUCUGUUGGAAAUAUAUCUCACUUAUGA